Molecule: messenger RNA, 1625 nt
Organism: Lipotes vexillifer (Yangtze River dolphin)
Lineage: Eukaryota; Metazoa; Chordata; Mammalia; Artiodactyla; Lipotidae
Gene: SASH3
Product: SAM and SH3 domain containing 3
Exons: 8
Coding region: 152-1294 (380 amino acids)
Biological process (GO): positive regulation of adaptive immune response; positive regulation of immunoglobulin production; positive regulation of B cell proliferation
Cellular component (GO): cytoplasm; nucleus
Molecular function (GO): protein binding
Source: RefSeq, a predicted model, not a curated record
ACCCCCAAGCUGCCAGUGCAGCAGUCAGAGUGGCAGCCAGAGGCUCAGUCCAUGCCGUGCCCCCUGGACGGUGCUGGCGAGGCUGAGCAAGAGGCCUCCGCAUCUCGAUACCUAGGAGCGCAGGGACGGAGUAUCACCAGGGUAGAGGACCAUGCUGCGCCGUAAGCCCUCCAAUGCCAGCGAGAAGGAGCCCACUCAGAAGAAAAAGCUCUCGCUUCAGCGCUCCAGCAGCUUCAAAGAUUUUGCCAAAUCCAAACCCAGCUCCCCAGUGGUGAGCGAGAAGGAAUUUAAUCUGGAUGAUAAUAUUCCAGAAGAUGACUCAGGUGUUCCGCCCCCAGAGGAUGCUGGGAAGAGCAGCAAAAGGCUGGGGAAGAAGUGGAGGGCCGUGAUUUCCCGAACCAUGAACAGGAAGAUGGGCAAGAUGAUGGUGAAGGCCCUGUCGGAGGAGAUGGGAGAUACUCUGGAGGAGGGCUCAGCCUCCCCGACGUCUCCAGACUGCAGCCUGGACAGCCCCGGCCCUGAGAAGAUGGCGCUGGCCUUUUCUGAGCCAGAGGAGAGGCAGCUCCCAGCACUCAGCCGCCAGGCAUCCACAGGCAGUGAGCUCUGCAGCCCCAGCCCAGGCUCUGGCAGCUUCGGGGAGGAACCACCUGCCCCCCAGUACACAGGGCCCUUCUGUGGCCGGGCACGAGUCCACACCGACUUCACUCCCAGCCCGUAUGACCACGACUCACUGAAACUGCAGAAAGGAGAUGUGAUCCAGAUCAUCGAAAAGCCGCCUGUGGGCACGUGGCUGGGCCUGCUCAAUGGCAGGCUGGGCUCUUUCAAGUUCAUCUACGUGGAUGUGCUGCCCGAGGAGGCUGUGGGACCUGCCCGCCCCAGCCGCCGACAGAGCAAGGGCAAGAGGCCCAAGCCCAAGACUCUGCAUGAGCUGCUGGAGCGCAUCGGCCUUGAGGAGCAUACGUCCACCCUGCUGCUCAAUGGCUACCAGACGCUGGAGGACUUCAAAGAGCUGCGGGAAACACAUCUCAACGAGCUGAAUAUCAUGGACCCACAGCAUCGGGCCAAGCUGCUCACGGCUGCAGAGCUGCUGCUGGACUACGACACCGGCAGCGAGGAGGCGGAAGAGGGCGCCGAGAGCGGCCAGGAGCCAGUGGCGCACACGGUGGCGGAGCCCAAGGUGGACAUCCCACGUGACUCGGGCUGCUUCGAGGGCUCAGAGAGCGGGCGCGACGAAGCAGAGCUGGCAGGUGCCGAGGAGCAGCUACACGGCCUCUCCCUGGCCGGGGCACCUUGAGGCGGCAGUGUGGGCCGAGGCUGGGCCUGAGCAGCCCAGGCCGCGGGGCUGGACCCAGCCUUCCGCGGUGGCCCCGGGCCGGAGGACUGGCACCGAGCCUGGCCCCGCUCCCCCAGGGGUGCCUAGGUCAGCAGAGGCCGGCCGAGCCCUACAGGCACGGCUGGAGUGCACGACAAGCCAAGACAAGCCGCCUAAGCCGGGCCGCCUCCCUCCACCAGCUACUUGACAGCACAGCCCUUCCAGCUGCGGCCGGAGCAGGGGGGGCACUGAGGGGCCACCAGGCCCAUGCCCCUCACCACCAAGGCCUCCAAACCGUCCUUGCCUCCACACC